AGAUUCCGUGAUAGCGCUAAGCGGGAGGGGGCGGAGUAGAAGGUCUGGUCCUGCAGACCAGGAAUUUCGCUGUACGCCUGUCACUUAUCAGGGUCUGACCGUACGUAGGGAAGUUGUUUUGUGUCCGCUUCCCCCACCACCACAUUUUCAAACGGAGAAGAAAGUGCGAGGUUUAGUGACGACAGAGGCGGAUGGCUCAGAAAAUCAACGAGGCAUUGGAACAUAUAGCGGCAGCUGAAAAAUGUCUGAAAACAGGCUUUCUAAAGUGGAAACCUGAUUAUGACAGUGCAGCAUCUGAAUAUGCAAAGGCAGCUGUUGCAUUCAAAAAUGCGAAACAAUAUGACCAAGCAAAGGAUGCCUACCUAAGAGAAGCCGAGUCACAUCAGAACAAUAGAGCCUUCUUCCAUGCUGCUAAGGCCUAUGAACAGGCUGGAAUGAUGCUUAAGGAAAUGCAAAGGUUGCCAGAAGCAGUUCAUCUCAUUGAGAAAGCCAGCAUGAUGUUCAUAGAGAGCGGUACGCCUGACACUGCUGCCAUGGCACUGGACCGUGCUGGAAAGCUGAUAGAAAAUGUAAACUUGGAAAAAGCUGUAGCUCUUUACCAACAGGCUGCUUCAGUGUUUGAGAAUGAAGAGCGUUUACGCCAGUCUGCUGAAUUGCUUGGAAAAGUUUCACGGCUGCUAGUUAGGGCUCGCAGACUUGAUGAAGCUGCAACAUCUCUUCUGAAGGAAAAAAACAUGUAUAAGGAGAUUGAGAAUUACCCAACAUGUUUUAAGAAAACAAUUGCACAAGUCUUGGUCCAACUACAUAGGAAUGACUAUGUAGCUGCAGACAAAUGUGUUCGAGAAAGCUACAGUAUACCAGGAUUUAAUGGCAGUGAAGACUGUACUGCUUUGGAGCAGCUACUGGAAGGAUUUGAUCAACAAGACCAGGACCAGGUUUCUGCUAUCUGUAAUUCACCUCUCUUCAAAUACAUGGAUAAUGAUUAUGCCAAACUCUCUCUCAGUUUAAGAGUCCCUGGAGGAGGAACAAAGAAAAAGCCACCUGAGGCACAACAAGAAGCUGGAGAGUCCGCACAAGAUGCAGCUGGUACUGUUAAUGAAGAGGACGAUGAGUACUCCUCUGGAUUGUGCUAGUUAUGGACACAUCUCUUAUUUGACAUGUUUCAGGUCAAAUUGGAGUGCUUAGAAGUGAAGGCCAAAGCUCAAAAUAAUUCAGACUCUCGUCUUUAGCUGCCAACCUUUAACCUGCAAGAUUCUGGGUUGCAUAGGAAUGGCUCGAGAACCAGGUUGAUUUACAGAUGACAUUGUGAAGCAUUUAGGUUUGGUGGCAACAUUUAGAUUUGGCUAAUUUUGCAUUAUGUUUAAUUUAGAUAAUCUUAAAUGUGCUUUUUUGUUUUGGAAAUGUAAUCUUAAAUGUGCAAUUUCUUCUGGUUCUACCUAGACUAUUUUAAAUCGGUGUAAAGAAAUCUUGCUAUGGAGAACAUAUUUUUCUUUUUAUAGGCUUCCCACACAUAUGUCAUACUAUAUGUCAUUAAUGCAGUUUAUUUAUUAUACCAACGCAACAACAGAUUUGUUUUUCGUCUAUUAAGACAUUGAAUAGUGACAACUUUGGGAAGACUAUAAAAUGGGAGAAAUUUAAAAAUAUGUUCAGAAUUAAUUUACCAAACAACAUUGUAGCUUUGAAAUACUAUUGCACACAGUUAACAAAAGGAUACUGUAUCAUUAAGGCUGGAUAUUGCUACCAUUAAAGUGUUCCUUUUACACUUAUGCCAUGAUGUGGGAACAUAUGCUUAAAAAUUGAAAUAUUUGUACAUGUUCAAUAGAAUUCAGUAUUUAUGAUCUAUCAUGUAUAUACGUGUUGUCUAAUUCAAGUGAUAAUGUGCAUGUUUCGGCAAUUGUCAGUUAAUGUAUCCUAUAAGACUUGAGUACAAACUUACAAAAAGCUUUUUGUAAGUGCAUUUUCAAUCUUAAAAUUUUAACUUUAACCCAACACUAUAAAAGUAAUUCAAGAUGUUCAUGCAAAUGACUUCAUGGUAACUUAAAUAUCAUAAAAGGAACAAAAUUGUAAUUUCCUGAUAUUGCUGCCACUGAGAAAAUAAGGCCAGCAGGUCAGUAAAUACUUAUUGAUGUUCUUUAUCUGUGUUUGUUAAUGGUGUCACAAUGUGAACUUGAAAAAGCUGCUUUGUUAUGUAUACAGGUUUUGAAAUUUGUCCAAAGUAAAGUAUUGUACUUAACUGAA
Messenger RNA from Carcharodon carcharias (great white shark), 2238 nucleotides. RefSeq names its product N-ethylmaleimide-sensitive factor attachment protein, gamma b (gene napgb). Bases 192 to 1133 code for a protein of 313 amino acids. Gene Ontology annotation, molecular function: syntaxin binding; soluble NSF attachment protein activity. The transcript has 12 exons. Gene Ontology annotation, biological process: intracellular protein transport. Gene Ontology annotation, cellular component: vacuolar membrane; SNARE complex. The record is from RefSeq and is a predicted model, not a curated record. NCBI's taxonomy places the organism in Eukaryota, Metazoa, Chordata, Chondrichthyes, Lamniformes, Lamnidae.